CGCCCGCCGGCUGCGCGCUAGGGCCGGGCCGGGGGCUCCAGCGGCUGCGGGCGGCACCAGCUGGACUGGGGGGGGGGGAGAUUCACGCUGUCCGGUAUCUUCCCCCUCCUUAGCCCCAGGGCCAGGGCUGCCUCGAGCCGGCUUCUGGCCUCGGUGCCUGAAUUGCCCGGAGUCUGGCUGCAGCCUCGGGGCUUUUCGCCAAUGCAAAAUACCGCAACAUCAAACCAAAGAAAUCCCGCCCCCCGCAGCAGCGCGGACUGGCCCCCAGGGCUGGGUUUUGCUCCCGGCGUCGCCACCUGGUGCCUGCAAGUGUCCAGUUGCCUUACGACUCCAGCUGAAAUCAGUGUGAUCUGCAAAACUAAGUCAUCAGUGUCAUUUGCAUUAGGGUCUCUAAUUAUGUAUAUUUAUGCUAGUACUCAGAGAUCUUAGCAAGACUGGCUCUGUUAUGCUAGGCACUGAACAAAUGCAUAGAAAGGUACAGUCCUAUCUGAGGAGCCUAUGAUCUACUGUCAGCAUGCGUGUUCCUGCUAGCGAUGAGAAGUCUCUGGCUGGCAAAGCAAUUACUUUCUCAUCCAAGUUUUUUCAUUCGCUAUGAAUUAAAUUUUCUUCUGUGCUUUUAAAGGUAAUGUGCAGAAUACAGCAGCUUGAAGUAACAAUGAUACACUAUAUCACAGUGCUGUGCUCUUCAACAGAAACCUCAUUCUUGCCUUGAGCAUUCAGAAGGCAUAUUUCACCUUGAUUCUGUUCCUGCUAAGGAAAUAAUUUGAAGUAAUGUCUGCCAGAGUAAUUGGGGUAGGGUUUUCUGAAGGUUGCUAUGCAGGAUCUUCUAAAAUCACAGCAGGGCUAAAAGGCUACUCUUGUCUCUCUGGGCUUGGCUACACUUGUCUCUCUGGGCUUAAGGGGCUUAAGGGGCUACACUUGAGAGUUGCAGCGCUGGUGAUGGGGUUACAGCGCUGCAACUUACUCUGUGGUCACGCUUGCAAGGCACAACCAGCGCUGCAACUCGCUGGCUGUACACCUGGUCUGCUUGGGGUGUAACGAUUCCAGCGCUGGUGAUGCAGCGCUGCUCAUCAAGUGUGGCCACCAAAAGCGCUGUUAUUGGCCUCCAGGGUAUUAGGAGGUAUCCCAGCAUACCUUUUCCGCCACUCUGCUCAUCAUUUCGCACUCCACUGCCCUGGGCUCAGGUGACCUGCCCUUUAAAUGCCCCGGGAAUUUUAAAUAUCCCCUUCCUGUUUGCUCAGCCAGGUGUGGAGUGCAAUCAAUCAAUCAAUCAAUCAGCGACCAUGCCUCCACGCCCCAGACGAGCCCCAGCAUGGAACAGUUCCGAGCUGCAGGACCUCAUCAGUGUUUGGGGUGAGGAAGCUGUGCAAGCACAGCUGCGCUCCAGCCGUAGAAAUUAUGAUACCUAUGGGCAGAUAUCAAAGUCCAUGGUGGAAAGGGGCCAUGAGCGGGAUGCGAUGCAGUGCAGGGUUAAAGUAAAGGAGCUGCGGAGUGCCUAUUGCAAAGCCCGUGAGGGAAACCGCCGCUCAGGUGCUGCCCCCACGACCUGCCGUUUUUACAAGGAACUGGAUGCCAUACUUGAGUGUGACCCCACUGCCAAUCUGAGGACCACGAUGGACAGUUCAGAGCAGGGAGAAGAGAGGGAGGUGGAGGAGAGGGAGGAAACUGAGAGUGAGGGUACUGGGGUGGGGGGAGACACCCCAGAGUCCCAGGAGGCAUGCAGCCAGGAGCUCUUCUCAAGCCAGGAGGAAGCUAGCCAGUCACAGCAGCUGGAACUUGUUGGUGAAGAAGCAGCAGAGGAGCGGGUUCCCGUGUCCUUGAAUCCUCCGGCCCUAUCACAGCCUGCUGAAAGACUACAGAACUUGAGGAGGAAACCAAGAAAAAGCAAAGAAGAUUUGGUGAAAGCAGUUGUGAAUCAGUAUGCCAGAGAGAAUAAGAGGCUGCAGGAUUGGAGAGAGAAAAUGCAUCAGUGGAGGGAAACACAAAGCAGGAGAAAGGAAUUGGCUACCAAGAAAAGCACAAAGCAGCUGAUAAGCCUCCUGGCGUGCCAAAUGGACUGUAUGCAGUCACUGGUAGCCAUACAGGCAGAUAACUACUGUGCUAGCCCCCCCGCCCCCAUCCCAAAGCACUCUCCCUUGUGCCCCACUGUUAUGCUCAAAAACCCCUUCUCCAGCAUCCUAGUUUUUACCACCACAAGCUGCCCCCAGCACCUGUACGUUCACCUACCAGCCCUGAGAACUAAGACCCUUACCCUAUGCACUCAGCCCCCAUCACCAUGCAGCAUAUUAAUCCUGAAGUGCAGCAGGCAUUGCACAGCACUCCAGGCAGGACAUAUUCAAACCUCUGACUGUACAGUUCAGCACCCUACCCCCCUGCCCUUUUAUGUACUGUAUUUUGAAUAAAUGAUUUCUUGGCUUUUUAAAA
Messenger RNA from Gopherus flavomarginatus (Mexican gopher tortoise), 2424 nucleotides. RefSeq lists its product as uncharacterized. NCBI's taxonomy places the organism in Eukaryota, Metazoa, Chordata, Testudines, Testudinidae. The transcript has 2 exons. The record is from RefSeq and is a predicted model, not a curated record. Bases 1056 to 2402 code for a protein of 448 amino acids.